AUGUUCUGGAAGUAUAAGAUGAUUUCUGGGGGACUUUGUUCUCUGCUGAGAUAUCUAGUGUUGGGUUUCAUAAGACAAAGGGUUUUCGCCGGUUUGUCCCGCAUUCUCGUUCCUAGAAAACGCAAGGAGCCCGAAAAAGUUGUGGAGGUAGAGGAGGUAGAGGAGACGGAAGAUGAGGAAUCCGAGAAAUCCGAAGAAGACGAGGAAGAUGGGAGCGAUGAGGGAAGUGAGGAAGAUGAAGAUGAUGAAGAAGAUGAUGAAGAAGAUGAAGAAUAUGAGGAGGAUGAGGAGGAUGAGGAGAGGGAGGAAGGCGAUGAUGAGGAAGGUGAGGAAGCUGAUGACGAGGCGGAAGAUGACAAAAAAGGAAAAGAAAAGGAGAAGACAGUCGAUAUCCCUCCAAUGACCAAGGACCAAAUAGAGAUAGCUAAGAACUUUGAUCCCCGCGAACCAACCGCGAAAGAUGCCAAGUUCUUUUUCAUAAUUCUUGAUAGUAUCGAAACUGCACCAGAUAUAGAUUGGAAUCGUGUUGCUGAGCGCGCUGGAUGCUCCAAUGCUUACAUGGCUCGUUCUCGCUUUGGACAGAUUAGGGCCAGACUCCGAAAAUAUUACGAGGUAGAUGCACAACCGCUCGUCCCUAAGAUUACUGGAAUGCCUCCUCCCGAAAUAUAUGCCUAUCCUCCUGUACCCGAAUCCGAGAAAGAGAUCUUGAACGACCCGGUUUAUGACAGACUCGUCAGACGAAAAGCGGUCAGAGUCGGCAAUCUCCAAAAUAUUGACCCCAAGAAGCCCUCAAAGUUCAAACAAAAUCGUGGCCAAGGAUACAUUCUUAACAGGAACGAUGAUACCGCAGCAAACUUGAUCAUUACUGCUAAUCAGCGCCAUGACUACGACUCCGAGAAUGAGUUUCAGAAUAAAGAGGAAUUCGACCUGAGUACUUAUCAUGGAUUUGACAAAGAAACGAACACCCUUACUGUCAGCGAUCAAGGCUCUGACGAUGAAAUCAAGGAGGCAGCCCCCGUGGUUUUAGAUGGACUGUCGCACAACUUCACGUAA
Botrytis fragariae is the source of this 1053-nucleotide messenger RNA. RefSeq lists its product as uncharacterized. Lineage: Eukaryota; Fungi; Ascomycota; Leotiomycetes; Helotiales; Sclerotiniaceae. The coding region runs from base 1 to 1053 and encodes 350 amino acids. The record is from RefSeq and is a predicted model, not a curated record. The transcript is spliced from 4 exons.